Messenger RNA from Polychytrium aggregatum, 1010 nucleotides. Its product is annotated as ML domain-containing protein. The record is from RefSeq and is a predicted model, not a curated record. Gene Ontology annotation, molecular function: sterol binding. The transcript is spliced from 2 exons. NCBI's taxonomy places the organism in Eukaryota, Fungi, Chytridiomycota, Chytridiomycetes, Polychytriales. Gene Ontology annotation, biological process: intracellular sterol transport. The coding region runs from base 338 to 826 and encodes 162 amino acids.
CCGCCCGCGACGGCCGCCUCCGUCUCCACCACCCCCGGCAGCUGCGGUCUUGGUCUGGUCCGGCCCUGGUCCGGCUCGCCCGAGCAUCUUGGACCUGAUCAGCCGUCUGCCCAUUGUUUCGCUCGGCCAGAGUGAUCCGUUCUGCAUCCGCUCGCCGACACCUUUGUCUGACCUUGCCUCGUCGCCCAGCUCCUUCUCCCGACUCGCGCACCCGAACCCGUCUCGUCCGCUCGCCGCCCACAGCGUUGCUUCCUCAUCCGCCCGAUCUGGCCCGCUCGUAGUCCUUUACCAACUACUCCUCCUGCUCCCUAUCUCUGUCUGAUCUAUCAAAGCUGCGAUGAAGGCCUCGCUUUUGACCCUGCUUGUUGCAGCCCUUGCGACCUCAUAUGCCACUGUUGUGCCCCAGCAGGUUGCCGUCCUCGUGCCCCAGCAACAGGACCUGACUUCGGGCUCGGUGAGCUCCUGUGCGUCCCUGACGGACUCUUUUGCGAUCGAGUCGAUGGAGAUCAGCCCGGAUCCUCCCAAGCGAGGGCGCCCCCUGGACGUCAAGGUCCGCGGAUAUCUGAACGACCAAGUCGACGUCGGCGCCUACCUGCAAGUCCGGGUCAAGCUGGGUCUCUUCAAGCUCGUGGACACCCGCAUGGAUCUGUGCGAGGAGGUCAAGCAAAUCAACAUGGAGUGUCCCCUUGAACCUGGGUACUACGACAUCCACCACACCGCGGACAUUCCCUUCGAGGUUCCUCCGGGCCGCUAUCAAGUUCAUGCUGAGCUUUACCAUGCCGAUGGCCGAAACAUCUCCUGCGUCAACGCUGCCUUCCGCAUGUAGAUCCGGAGGCAUCCCCUUGUGAUGUUUGUGCAUAUAUCCCGCCCUUUGCUUGACUCUCUCCUUUACCACUGGAAUCCGCCUCUCCUCCGAAAGCAAGCCCCUCCAAUCCAGACCUUUCCCUUCUUGAGCCUCCUCCAUGUACACUCAAUAAACUGCACUUGUGCCCAGUGCCCUUGCGGUAGAA